CAGUGCCUAUAGAUGCAUGAUAUAUAUAGCACGUAUUUAUGCAUAAUGUCUGAAGUAUAAAUUUAGGGUUCUUGAAACUUUUAUAAUGAACAUAAAUUUGUUGAUGCAGUUUUCAUCGUUAAUAUUCCUUUUGGGUAUCAUUUGCAAAUGUAGUUCAUUACAGGUGAUAGAUCUAACUUGGCCUUUUGAUAACCAAACGAUAUUUUGGAGCAAAUCGCAGCAACGAUUUAGUUACACCAAGCAAGUAGCUGAAGAAAGAAAUGGUUACUGGUAUUCAGUGAAUGACUUCUGUAGCGGAGAACAUGUUGGCACCCAUUUUGAUGCGCCUUACCAUUUUUAUGAGACCGGCUGGAAAAUUGGGGAUGUACCUCCACACAGGUUAAUUGCUAAAGGUGCUUUCAUAGACCUCCAAGAUAAAACAGCUAAGCUUGGACAAGCCACAAUGCUAGAAGUUGCCGACUUGGAACGAUGGGAGAAGGAGCAUGGGAGCUUUGAGAACGAAACAGUCUUAUUAGUAAAAUUUGGAUGGUCAAAAUACUGGUACAACAGAACAUUAUACAUGGGCUUAGAAGGUGACAGCUUCAAUUUUCCAGGAAUAUCUGAAGAAGCAGCUGAGUAUUUGGUCAACUCUGGAAAAUUUUAUGGAAUUGGUGUCGAUACCGCUAGUGUAGAUCCAGGUAGCAGCACAACUUUUAGAGCACACGUCAUUUUUUCCAAAAAUCAAAUGUACAAUUUAGAAAAUGUCAAGAUAACUGAAACGUUACCUGCCAAGGGAUUCACACUGCUAGCACUACCAAUGAAAUUGAAAGAUGGUACUGGAGCUUCGGUCAGAAUCUUAGCUUUACCUGAUCAGAAAUUAUGGUAGUUUCUGUGCAUUAUAAAAAAUAUGGAAAUAUAAACUUUCAGGCCCAACGAACAAUGCAAUUGUUCAUUUUCUGAAGAGGAUGCUUUAGACCAUGAUGACCGACUAAACCUAAUCUUGAAAAAACCAAACUGGAAUGAAAGUGCCAGCUAGGUUCGUCGAAUAGGCAUAUGCAAAGGGGUCAUUGGCGGAGGGAUCAACCUCCCUAACUAAUAGGCUACCUGACUCAUAUUUAGUUUUAUA
Molecule: messenger RNA, 1105 nt
Organism: Acanthoscelides obtectus
Lineage: Eukaryota; Metazoa; Arthropoda; Insecta; Coleoptera; Chrysomelidae
Source: the annotation of a GenBank genome assembly